CUCCCGCCUCCCGCCGGGUUCUUCGCUCGCAGUCGCCACUCCAGCGGCAGCUGCCGGACGCGCUGUGUCGGGCGUCGGUUGGCUUCUGUCUUCAGCGUCGCUGUGGGUGCCGUGGAAUUGCCGCCAUGGCUGAGCUCGAUCCGUUCGGCGCCCCGGCCGGGGCUCCUGGCGGCCCAGCGCUGGGGAACGGGCUGGCGGGCGAAGAAGACCCGGCCGCGGCCUUCUUGGCGCAGCAGGAGAGCGAGAUUGCGGGCAUCGAGAACGACGAGGCCUUCGCCAUCCUGGACGGCGGCGCCCCGGGGCCCCAGGCACACGGCGAGCCGCCGGGGGGUCCGGAGCCUGUUGAUGGAGUGAUGAAUGGCGAAUACUACCAGGAGAGUAACGGUCCUACAGACGGUUAUGCAGCUAUUUCACAAGUGGAUCGACUGCAGUCAGAGCCUGAGAGUAUCCGCAAAUGGAGAGAAGAGCAGACAGAGCGCCUGGAGGCCCUGGAUGCCAAUUCUCGGAAGCAAGAAGCAGAGUGGAAAGAAAAAGCAAUAAAAGAACUAGAAGAGUGGUAUGCAAGACAGGACGAGCAGCUACAAAAAACAAAAGCAAACAACAGGGUGGCAGAUGAAGCUUUCUACAAACAACCCUUCGCUGACGUGAUUGGUUAUGUCACAAACAUAAACCAUCCUUGCUACAGCCUAGAACAGGCGGCAGAAGAAGCCUUUGUAAACGACAUUGAUGAAUCGUCCCCAGGCACAGAGUGGGAACGGGUGGCCAGGCUGUGUGACUUUAACCCCAAGUCCAGCAAGCAGGCCAAAGACGUCUCCCGCAUGCGCUCAGUUCUCAUCUCCCUCAAGCAGACGCCCCUGGUGCACUGAAGAGCCGCCUGUGGAAACACUACUACAUCUGCAAUAUCUUAGUCCUCCUCCGUGAAGCCAUUCACAGUAAUUGGAUUAAUUAUGUUGUUCUUUUGGACCAAACCUUUUGUCUUUAGAGUUGAUCAUUGUUUGUGAUUGCAUGUUUCCUUCACUGUGCUCUCCUUGGCUUUCAGAGAGGAGAGGGGAGGAGGAAGAGGAAGGGAGGACCGCUCCCAACAGUAGCCUCAACUGUGCUUUUACGUGUUACUCGGAGAAUAAACUUCUGUUUCAAACAAUA
Molecule: messenger RNA, 1143 nt
Organism: Ochotona curzoniae (black-lipped pika)
Lineage: Eukaryota; Metazoa; Chordata; Mammalia; Lagomorpha; Ochotonidae
Gene: CLTA
Product: clathrin light chain A
Exons: 7
Coding region: 126-866 (246 amino acids)
Biological process (GO): clathrin-dependent endocytosis; clathrin coat assembly; intracellular protein transport
Cellular component (GO): postsynaptic endocytic zone cytoplasmic component; synaptic vesicle membrane; plasma membrane
Molecular function (GO): clathrin heavy chain binding; structural molecule activity
Source: RefSeq, a predicted model, not a curated record